AUGACACAAGACAUUGUUACGUGUACCAUGAUGAACUUUCGUGCAGGACUGAGCACUGUGUAUUUAGAACAGAAAACCAUAUUUAACCUGAAUAAAUGGCCAGAGGAAUUCACUGUUGUAAUAGGAGCAUUUGAUAUGGAACAACAAGAUCUCUCUAUGAAUGUACAAAAACCUCUUCAUGGUACACUUAUGUUUACAGAUGAAAAAACAACAGCACCGAUAACACUGAAUUGUGAAACUGCUGUAAAUGUAGUCAGUGAACCAUGUGGUAAUUUUAGCAAAACUUUACCAUACAACAAGGAUACAGUAUCCUGGCUUUACACCACUCUGUUAUAUAAUCAGAGUAUGAAUUAUUCUGGAUUUGACUUGUUAAAAGUCUACUUCUCAGAUUCUAUGAAUAUAUCGUCAAUUGUUGUGACAAUUCAGUUCAUAUUAAUGGAGUCACCUUGUCAUAAUGAUGGAUUAUGCCAGCCUAAGAAUGGCAGUAACUACCCCUGUACCAGUACCUACAGAGCAGAAAGUUUUGACCUGUAUUAUGACUGUGUCUGUUUACCUGGAUAUUCUGGUGUAUACUGUGAAGAAAACAUUGAUGGGUGUCUUAGUUCCCCCUGUUUAGAUACAUUGGAGUGUAUAGAUGGGGAUAAUGAAUAUGAAUGUAGAUGUCCAAUAGAUAAUCCUGAUUGUGUAUUCAAGGAGACCACUGAAGCUUUGAAUCUGGGCCUUAUUAUUGGAAUAACAGCUAUUGUCUGUAUAUUGGGAAUCUUUAUGAUCAUCAUUGGCUAUAAGUAUGUAAAUAACAGAAAGAAUACCAGAAAUGGAUAUGGACUUCCAGAUACAACUCAUCAGAGUUUCCCUAUGAAACCUAUGUUUCAGUCCUCAGUUUUAAUGCAAAGGACUGCAAGUGAUGAUGUUCCUCAAAGUGGACCAAAUCCUGUAACUGAAAGAGUGGAGACAGAACACCAAGUUCAUACUGAAUCAGUACCAGAAUAUGAACAUUUGAUUUUACCUCAAACCCCAGCAGCUAUUGGUGGUGAUGAUAUUGAUACAAUACAUGUAAUAGUGACUGAGCAAAAUGGUCAGAGUCAUGGAGAAAGUGAUGAUGUCCAACAAAGUGGUACAACUCAUGUAAGAGGAAGAGAGCAGACAGAACAUCAAGUUCAUACUGAAUUGCAAAACACAGAAGUUAUCAAUGAUGAUGUUUCUGAGAAUCCUGAUAAUGGAAACACUAAUGCAAGAUGUAGCACAUCACAAGGUGUAAGAGGAAGAUGGGAUUGCAGGGUCCACCCUGCUCCCCCCAUUUUGAAAUCAGAACAUUCAUUGAUUGGAAAGAAUCUUCAGCCAAUGAUACUCGAUUAUAAAUCAUCUGUAACCCACGACUUGUCUGUACCUCAUCUGUAUAGAUUGAAAGAGAACUGCCCUCUAACAAAUUACUCACUUGGUGAAUUAGCAACAGAAUUUACAAAGCUAACCAAAGAAAUCAUGCAAGAAGUAAUGUUUUCAGCAGAGAAAGAAUUUAAUCUUGAAAAUGCCCAACAGUUAUUGCACCAAACUAUAGUGUAUGCAAAUGAGAUUGGUGGACCAACAGAAUCAGCUCUUCCUACUGAAACAACACAUUGGGUAUCCAGUUCAAACCCAGGUCCUUUACCUUCAGCAUCUCAGCAGUCAGGCAGUAAAACUGGUUCCCAGCCACCUGGUAAUGGUAAAGGCAAAAAGAAGAAGUAUUAUGAAACUACCCCAACAAAGGAAGAACGUUUACAGCAAUUUUCAAAUACCAGCUCUAGGGAACCCCAGAAAAGCCGGAAAGCUUCUUCAUCCAAAACAACACUUCUAUUUAAUUUUAAAUCUGCCUCAGACAACAAAGAAUCAUAA
Molecule: messenger RNA, 1869 nt
Organism: Mytilus trossulus (common blue mussel)
Lineage: Eukaryota; Metazoa; Mollusca; Bivalvia; Mytilida; Mytilidae
Exons: 12
Coding region: 1-1869 (622 amino acids)
Source: RefSeq, a predicted model, not a curated record